AAUCGUUUUAAUAUCAGCAGCGAUUAAGUUUUAGUGCUAAAUAUAUUUUUUAAAAUGGCUCUAUCAAAACCUAUUAUGAAUUUAGUUGCAUCUUAUUUACAAAACUUGUACUUGCACCCAAUAAAAACAAAAUCGAUAUCAAGUUGUGUUGUUGGCUGCGCAGGCAGCAUUGCAUCACAAGUUGUUGCAGGUGAACGGAUAAAGCUGGACCCAAUCUUUGCAUUUGGACUUUAUGGGUUAAUAUUUGGUGGAACCAUUCCUCACUAUUUUUAUGAGCUCAUAGAAAGAUUGUUUCCUCAUGAAGCAACUGCCUUUCCUCUUGCAAAAAAGCUUAUAUUUGAAAGGCUAGUUAUUGCACCACUCAUGCAAGCUUUUUCUCUAUACACCCUUGCAAGAUUUGAAGGAAAGAAUCACAAAGCAGCAUCAAAACAGUUGCAUUCACUAUACUUGACUGUAUUAGAAGCAAACUGGAAAUGGUUAACACUUUUCCAAGUUAUAAAUUUGGCCUUUGUACCCCCAAUGCUCAGAGUACUAUUUAUGAACAUAGUUGGAUUUGGUUGGGCAAUGUUCAUAGCUUCAAAACGUAGACAGACUCAGAAAAAGGAAUCCUCAUAAAUAUGCAUAUCUAAUAAUUGGUGUUGGUAUUAACGGUGCUGAAUUAUCCAUAUCUGGUUGAUUUGAUAAGAUAUUAACACCACUUGUACUCUACAUUACAGGGGUUAAUAACUAUUACAUAUGUGAUGAAUGUGAUACUCUAUAGUCUUAUGUAAGCAUUCUAAAUUAAUUUAAUAUUUGUUAGUAAAAAGCAUUUUUGGAAUAAAUUAUUUUAUUACUCACAAAUAGUGUAAUUUGUAUUUCAAAUUAUCUAUUUUGAUGUUGGGGCUCAAUGGUUAAAUAAUAUUAUACAACUUUGUAACUUUAUGUGCAUUUUAUAAGUUCAUAAUAAAAUUAAUUUUAGUCA
This is a messenger RNA of Pieris rapae (cabbage white), 961 nucleotides long. RefSeq names its product peroxisomal membrane protein 2. The record is from RefSeq and is a predicted model, not a curated record. NCBI's taxonomy places the organism in Eukaryota, Metazoa, Arthropoda, Insecta, Lepidoptera, Pieridae. The transcript is spliced from 4 exons. Gene Ontology annotation, cellular component: cytoplasm; membrane. The coding region runs from base 55 to 615 and encodes 186 amino acids.